This is a messenger RNA of Magallana angulata, 792 nucleotides long. RefSeq lists its product as uncharacterized. The transcript is spliced from 2 exons. NCBI's taxonomy places the organism in Eukaryota, Metazoa, Mollusca, Bivalvia, Ostreida, Ostreidae. The coding region runs from base 1 to 792 and encodes 263 amino acids. The record is from RefSeq and is a predicted model, not a curated record.
AUGAGGUUGAUGACAAAAAGAAGAAAGAUCUGCUCUACAAAGGUUGAAAAACAGGGACGACAUAGUCAUAAAAAAGCAGACAAAGGAUCCACAGUUGUUGUCCUCGACAAACAAGCGUAUUUAGCUGAAGCCAACAGACAACUGACAGACGAUCGUUUCUACAAGAAACUGGACUUUGAUCCUACUGAAAAGUUUUCAGCUCUCAUCACUAACACCCUGGACAAAAUGUAUGAAAAUGAUGAGAUUGGUGUUAAUGUUUAUGGAACGCUUCGCCCAACCAACUGUAGACCGGGCCAAUUUAAUCUGCUUCCAAAAAUCCACAAGGAAGGAAUGCCUGGGCGCCCUAUAGUCAGUGCCAUCGGCCACCCCACGGAGAAAAUAUCUGAAUUUAUAGAUUUACAUCUCCGUCCACAUGUAGAAGAUUUGCCAUCAUACCUCAAGGACACUACAUAUUACCUGAAUAAAACACCUUCCUCUGGCCUGCCAGACCAUACUCUUCUCGUUACAAUGGACGUCACGUCCUUGUACACGAAUAUUCCUCACGAUGAAGGUAUCGAGGCCUGCAGGGAGGUAUGGGACAGUAGAAAGAUUCAGCAGCCGUCAACCGAAUCUCUGCUCGAGCUCCUUGAACAUGUUCUCAAGCUGAACAAUUUCAUGUUUAAUGGCGAACAUUACAUACAAAUAAGUGGUACAGCUAUGGGCACCAAAAUGGCUCCCUCUUACGCCAAUAUAUUUAUGGGAAAAUUGGAACGCAACCUGCUUCUCAGAGCUCCUUUCAAACCUUUGAGCUGA